AUGGCGGGAAAAAGAUGGAAAUAUGACGAAUUAGAAAAAAUGAAUUAUGAUGAUGUUCUGAGCACUUUUUUUGAGGAAAUACCAUCUGGUGAAGAGUCAGAGGAUAUCAGUGAUGAAGAAGAAAAUGUUAUGGACACUGCUGCACCAACUGCUGUUGAUUUGGAUUUUGUAUGGGAUGAUGAAAUCGACGAUCACGAAAAAAAAACCGGUGGUGGACCCCCGACAAAAAUCAAACUCAACGAGCAGAGAGAGACACUGAUGAAUAUUGUGGGUUGGACUGCAGUAGUGGGCAACGAAAAUGUUCCCGAGUGUGGCUUGACCAAAACUCCACUUGUACUUGAACUUUCUGCACCAAGCACAUCUUUGUUUUCACAGGCUGAGGUUAGACCUUUGAAAACACCUAUUGUACAAGAGCUGCAGUUUUCAGAAGACAAUUUACAUGCAGUAGAACAAAAUGUCCAAUCACAAGAACAUGUUCAACAUGUAGGUAGAAUGUUCGUCAACCCAGAGUCAGCUCCAAAGUCAGAUCCCUAUCAGACCGACGAGGACUCCGAUUAUGUUCCAGACGAAAAUAAUCCAAAGCAAAGAGGUGGGGACUCUUCCUCAGAUAAUGAGAGCCACGAAGAUGAACAAGAUAGAGACUCGGUCAGAAUUGAAUUUUUACACGUUACUCCUUCAAAAACAAGAAUGCGAAAGCGAAUUCUGGAGGCCAGGAAAGACAACAUUGCCAAGAAAUUGCGCGUCGAAGGUAAAGAGUAUGUAGGCCGUAAGGGUGAUUUAUCUAUAAGUAAGAUGUACAAAAUGUACAAAAAAUUUUGUAAUCAACGACACGAGGAACCUGUUAAGGAAUCACAUUACAGGUAUGUCUUCAACACAGAGUUCAAUCUGAAGUUUCAUAAGCCGUAUAGCGACACAUGUAUCCGUUGUGACAGUUUCCAGAACCUCAUUAAACAUUCCAGAGAUGAAGAAGCUGUGAAGAAUACCAAGCGUGAUUUAGAACUACAUCAGAGAAAAGCCAAGAAAGCGAAUGACGCUAAAAAAUCUGAUAUAGAAGCAAGUAAAAAUUCCAAAGAUACUGUCGUUGUUUGUUUCGAUUUACAGCAAACAUUGCCAAGACCACUAUUAACUACUUCAAAAGUAUUCUACCUUUGA
Messenger RNA from Ceutorhynchus assimilis (cabbage seed weevil), 1152 nucleotides. The record is from the annotation of a GenBank genome assembly. NCBI's taxonomy places the organism in Eukaryota, Metazoa, Arthropoda, Insecta, Coleoptera, Curculionidae.